Mus musculus (house mouse) is the source of this 2751-nucleotide messenger RNA. It is a transcript of the gene Spdef, whose product is annotated as SAM pointed domain containing ets transcription factor. Gene Ontology annotation, biological process: regulation of transcription by RNA polymerase II; positive regulation of apoptotic process; negative regulation of transcription by RNA polymerase II. The record is from RefSeq and is marked validated. Gene Ontology annotation, cellular component: nucleus. Gene Ontology annotation, molecular function: DNA-binding transcription factor activity; sequence-specific DNA binding; sequence-specific double-stranded DNA binding. Bases 1352 to 2329 code for a protein of 325 amino acids. The transcript has 7 exons. Lineage: Eukaryota; Metazoa; Chordata; Mammalia; Rodentia; Muridae.
GUGUGGCCCUGGCUGUCCUGGAACUCACUCUGUAGACCAGGCUGGCCUCAAACUCAGAAAUCCACCUGCCUCUGCCUCCCGAGUGCUGGGAUUAAAAGUGUGUGCCACCACCGGAAUGGGGUCCUUUAAAACAGGGUUUUAUGUAGUUCAGGCUGGCCUUCACCUGGAUAUGUAGGCAAGGUUGACCUCGGACUACUCCACCUCCUGAAUACUCGCUCAUGUUAAGGGAGCUCAACUGAGCCACAUCCCUGCAUGUAUUUUUGGAUGUAUUAAACCCAAAAUAGGUGCCUGGACAUCACACUGGGCAAUCAAGAUAGAAGAAGAGUCCCUGGCACCCCUGGCAUCAUGAUCGUACCUAGCUGCAAGGGAGUCUGGAUAGUAUUCACUCCAGGCAGCCACAUGCCCAGCUAAAAAUCACCAGCUAGGGAGGCAGGGUGUGUACACACAAGCUCUAUUUCAGGACACUUUGGAACAUGCAGUAAGCUCCAGCUUUUAUCCCUAGCCUCUCAAAACAGACAUCAAAAGCAACCCAGAACUGUUUAUUCAGAAAAGGAAGGGAAUGGGCCUGGGGCCACUAGCUUUCCCUAGCACACAUCCAGGAAGGCACAUUUGGGCAGCAGCUGAGUACUAAUGUAUCAGAGCACUGAGCUGGGAACACCAUUGUCUGGGAGAGUGGAGACAAGAGAGAAUGUAGAGCAGGGGACAGGAAGGUUAAGGAGUUACGGGAAACAUAGAAGCCUUUUGCUUCCUGGCCUUGGAGGACCAAUGUUCUAGGGAUCAAGUGGUUAGUUGCCGCCAUUUCUAAACUGAAUUACUGCCUCACGGCAUCUCUGCUGCCUUUCUCAUAGGCUGAGUCUGAAAACUCUUCAUCAAAUGACUAGUGAACGCAACAGAUGUGUCCUGGGCUGCGUAGUCAGCCCAGCCUGCUGUGGGAAGACAUUAAUGUGGGUCAAGCACAUUCCUGCAGUCCCUCUGCCUUCCGUCCAUCUGUCCGCUCUGCCUCCCACACCUAGCACCCCAGCCCGCUGCUGCCCCGGUGAGAACCCCCAGCUUGGGCCUUGUCAUGGUGCCAGCAGGUGGCCCUGAGCUUCUGACAGGGGCCUGCCUAUAGACCUGCAGGCCUGAGGCCUCAGACUCACACUCAAGGGGCAAGAGGCCCUGGUGGCCCACCUAAGAGCCACCUCUGUCCCCAGCCCUGCUGGCCCCACUGAUGUCUGACUGAGACCCAGCAGUGACCCUGAGCUGCCUGCCCACUGCCUCCUCCUGGUCCCUGAGGUUGGCUCUGCCGAGGACGGACGACUCUUCUGACAGCAGGCGGCUAACGGAAGCAGCCCCAAGCCUCCACCGCAGCAUGGGCAGUGCCAGCCCAGGCCUGAGCAACGUGUCCCCCGGUUGCCUGCUACUGUUCCCAGAUGUGGCACCACGAACAGGGACGGAGAAGGCAGCAUCAGGAGCAAUGGGCCCUGAGAAGCAGGAAUGGAGUCCUAGUCCACCCGCCACCCCUGAGCAGGGCCUGUCUGCUUUCUACCUCUCUUACUUUAACAUGUAUCCCGACGAUAGCAGCUGGGUCGCCAAAGUCCCCGAGGCCCGUGCCGGGGAGGACCACCCGGAGGAGCCCGAGCAGUGUCCCGUCAUUGACAGCCAGGCCUCUGGGAGCACGUUGGAUGAGCACUCGCUAGAGCAGGUGCAAUCGAUGGUUGUGGGCGAGGUCCUGAAAGAUAUUGAGACGGCCUGCAAGCUUCUGAACAUCACAGCAGACCCUGGGGACUGGAGCCCUGGUAACGUGCAGAAGUGGCUUUUAUGGACAGAACACCAGUACCGGCUGCCUCCAGCAGGCAAGGCCUUCCAGGAGCUGGGCGGUAAGGAGCUGUGCGCCAUGUCCGAGGAACAGUUCCGUCAGCGUGCACCCUUGGGUGGGGAUGUACUGCAUGCCCACCUGGACAUCUGGAAGUCAGCGGCCUGGAUGAAGGAGAGGACCUCGCCUGGGACCCUUCACUACUGCGCCUCCACCAGCGAGGAGGGCUGGACGGAUGGUGAGGUGGACUCGUCGUGCUCCGGGCAGCCCAUUCACCUGUGGCAGUUCCUGAAAGAACUGCUGCUCAAGCCCCACAGCUAUGGCCGCUUCAUCCGCUGGCUCAACAAGGAGAAAGGCAUCUUCAAAAUUGAGGACUCAGCACAGGUGGCCCGACUGUGGGGUGUGCGCAAGAACCGGCCAGCCAUGAACUAUGAUAAACUAAGCCGCUCCAUCCGCCAGUAUUACAAGAAGGGCAUCAUUCGUAAACCCGACAUCUCUCAGCGCCUUGUCUACCAAUUUGUGCAUCCAGUCUGAGAGCCACAGAGACCAGAGGCCUACAACCUGCCCCAGGCAGCCACUCUCUGGUUGGCCUGGUCCUCUCUGCUCACUCUGAAUUCAGGGGCUGCUGGUAUCCCAGAACCCAAGGUCCCAGAUAGACAGCCACUGAUCUAGGGAUACACAUGAGCUCUCUGGGUCAUACACAGGCCCCAGGAAGAUCGAGGGAGCUAGGAUUGUUCACAAACGGAACCGGGCUUGGACUGUGGAAUUCCUGGGGGAACCACCUACAGCACACAGGGACUGGACCAAGUCAGCUCACCGGACAGUGAUGUCACUGGUCUCUGCUCCUGCCACAAUCCUGUACCAUAUCUGGCAUGGUGCUAAGAGAUGUCUGUACCCUGCGUUGGGAAGCCAGGGGUGCCCUGGGGAUGGAUAAUAAAGACGUAAGAUAACUGUUA